CUCUGCUGUGCCUGUCUCUGUAGUCAGCCCAUGAGCAGCUGCUGCGUGGAAGCCAGGCAGACCCGUUCUGCAAGUGUGUGCCUUCCUGUCAGCUGUGUGCUGGACAUCCCUGGGGACACAGCCGAGGAGACCUAGAGAAGCAAAGAACCGAAGCUGGGCGGGACUGGAGUAGAAAAAUCAGUGAGGAGGAACUUAGUCAUGAAAAUUACACCCGUACCAAGGUAAUCAUCAGUGUUACUGGGAGUGGCCUCACUAACAGGGAACGGGCAGCAGGAGAGCUUCAGGAAAAGACAACCGCAGGGCAAGGGAAGUGGUGUCACCCAGGAAGUGGGGGUUGGAGACCUGCUUGCUUGUAACUGAACAUGGCAGGGGAUGUGAAGAGAUUCUCACGGAUGCUGCUGGAGUGCAAUAGCAAUGACAAGCUAUGUGUUGUGCGUGAGUAUCAAACGGAAGUGAUCGUUGUCCCAGCUCUCCUGGUGGGACUUUUUGUCAUUGUGCUCACUGUGAUCCUUUGGCUCCACUGCCGUGGCCUGCGAGCCAAGCAGAAGCAAUCAGCACCAGAUGGAAGCCAAGUGAUGAAGAACACUCAGCAGGAAUCCUGCUCAACAGAGAGCCGCUGCAUCCAGCUGCGUGAGAGGUCUGUGGAGAGCCUGCUAAAUUCUGAAUCCUUGACUCUGAAAGAAUUGGAGAUACCACGAGAGAAACUCUUACCAGACACCUUGGAGCUGAUAAAACUUGGUGCCUAUGGCAGCAUCUACAGAGCACAGCUGGAAACUGGGUGCUCUGGGAAGACUAAGACUGUGGUAUUGAAAGCCUUGCAAGACCCGGCUAGUCCCCAGAAAAUAAAGGAUUUCUUGGGAAGGAUUAAAUUCCAUCAAAAACUUGGCCAUCAUGAGAACAUGGUUAAAUUGGUUGGAUGUUGUGUAGACCAGCUCCCACUUUAUAUGAUCAUGGAAGAUAUGUCUCUUGGUGACCUGCUGACAUUUCUGUGGACAUGUCGGAAGGAUGUAAUGGCAAUGGAUAGUGUCCCCUAUGACCUCACUGAGAGGCAGGUCUAUGAGGUUGGACAGCAGGUUGCAGCAGCUCUGGCUUAUCUCGAAGAAAAGAACUUGUUCCAUGGUGACAUUGCUGCCAGGAAUGUCCUCCUUCAUCACAACUUCACAGCUAAGCUCUGUGGUUUGGGCCUGGCCUACGAAGCUCACACACAUGGUGCCAGCUCAGUCAUGUGGAAAGUGCCCGUCAAGUGGCAGGCACCAGAGAGGCUCCUGAGCAAACCCCCUACCAUCAAGGCAGACAUAUGGUCUUUUGGAAUUCUACUGUAUGAAAUGAUUACAUUAGGUGCUCCACCAUAUCCUGAGGUGCCACCUUCUGACAUCUUAUCAUACCUGCAGAAACAGAACAUUAUGAAGCAGCCCUCAAGCUGCCAGCAAGCCAUGUACUGCAUAAUGAAGUCCUGCUGGCAAUGGAGUGCAGCUCACCGGCCUUCUCCAGCACACCUCUUGUGCUCCCUGAAAACAGCCAUGAAAAACAGCAAUGGGCACACAGUGCUGCAAGUGCCCGAGCCAGUGGUGCCUGAACUCUAUGCUGGUGUUGCUGGUGUUGAUGUGCACAGCCUGGUGAGGGAAUACACCAUCCUCUGAAGAGUCCUUUCAAAUUUUGGUAAAGGAGAAAGAAAUCUCAGAGUUUUCCCUUUCUAAAUGUUUUGCAAGCUUGGAAUGAGGUGUGUAUGUUGGAAGGGAUCCCUUUGUUCUUCAAACAUCUAUAAAAUCUCUCUUCCAUGCCAGACAGAGAAACUGUUACCAUUAUUGUUAAAUCAACCUGUUGGUAUCAUUCUGCCAGUGGCCAUUUGGGAGUAAAAUGUGUUUAGGAAGCUGUAGAAAAUGCAAUGAGAAACUUGAUUUAAAGGAGUGUUAGGUUUGUGUGGCAAGGUUUUGGUGAUGGGGUGGACUGCGGAGGUGACUUCUCUGAGAAGUUGCCAAAAGCUUCCCCCAGCUCCAUGAGGGAGCUGCUGCUGGUCAAGGCUGGGCCCUUCAGCCACACUGGUAGCACCUCUGUGACAGCAUAUUUAAGAAGGUGUAAAAGAUACUGCACAACAGCAGGUGAAAAAGAGGAGUGUGAAUGUGAGAGGAACAGCUCUGCAGACACCCAGGCAGGGCAGAAGGAGGGGCAGGAGCUGCUCCAGACCCCAGAGCUGGGAUGCCCCUGUAGCUCCUGGAGGGCAUGGGGGUGCAGAGAUGCACCUGCAGCCCCUGGAGGAGCCCAGACCAGAGCAGGGGGAUGUCUGAAGGAAGCUGUGACUCCAAGGGAAGCCUGUGCUGGAGCAGGUUCCUGGCAGAAUCUGUGGGAAGAGGAGCCCUCAUUGGAGAUGGACUGUGCCUCAUGGAAAGGGACUCAUGCUGGAGCACUUAAUGAAGAACAAGCCUUGGGAAGAACUCAUGGUGGAGAAAUUCCUGAAGGACCUAGUCUCCUUUGGAGGGACCCCACACUAGAGCAGUGUGAGGAGUCUUCCCCCUGAGGAGCAAGGAGGAGCAGAGGCGAUGUGAGAUGAACUGACCACAACCCCCCUUCUUCCUGCUGGAAAAGAGGUAGAGAAAUUAGGAGUGAAGCUGAGCCUGGGAAGAAGGGAGGGGUGGAGGAAGGUGGUUUUAUUUCUCAUUAUACUUCCUAAUUUUAUUAGCAAUAAACUAAUUUUUCCCAAGUUGAGCCUGUUUUGCCCAUAACAGUAACUGGUGAAUGAUCUCUCGCUGUCCUUAUCUUGACCUGGGGGCCUUUUGUUAUAUUUUCUCUCCCUUGUCCAGUUAAGAAGAGAAAAUUGCAGAGUGGUUGGAUGGGCACCUCCCAUUCAGCCAGAGUCAACCCACUAUGAGGCUUCUGGAAAUUUUCCCCCAUCUUUUCUGUCCCAGGAAAAUGCAUCAGUUGGGUAUUUGAAAGGGAUAUCCUGGGGAACAUGCUGGGUAUUCAAUAAAUGUCCAGGAUUUCUCCAGUGCUUUAUAUUCUAGUUUCCCAUGGGAGCAUGGGCACUGUAUUCAAACACACAGACCCACAAACAAACAAUCCCCACGCCUCCUUGACCAACAACAACAAAACUAAGCAAAACCCUUCAUGUCUGUGGAUGCAGAAGCUCUUAUACAAAUGUCAUAUAUCUUAAUGGAGAGUGUGCUUUCUGUGCAGGUCAGGUGAGUACUCCAAAGCUUAUCUGAAAUUAUUUGAUCAUUGAUUUUAAUGGACAUGCAGACUUUGUAAAAAAUUAGAGGCACUGGAAAUUGUUGCUUUUAUUUAAAAAGAAGCAGAAUCUCUCUGUGAAGCAAAUUUUCUCACUUCUGUUCAUGGUUUCUAAAGUUGACAGUAUCUUGGGUUUUUUUUUCCUCUUAUUAUUUUGGCACUUUGAGCAUUAAAGGAAUUGCACAUUAAAGAAAUAAUUUUACCA
This is a messenger RNA of Oenanthe melanoleuca, 3427 nucleotides long. It is a transcript of the gene STYK1, whose product is annotated as serine/threonine/tyrosine kinase 1. Bases 363 to 1640 code for a protein of 425 amino acids. Gene Ontology annotation, molecular function: ATP binding; transmembrane receptor protein tyrosine kinase activity. Gene Ontology annotation, cellular component: signaling receptor complex. Gene Ontology annotation, biological process: protein phosphorylation; positive regulation of kinase activity; cell surface receptor protein tyrosine kinase signaling pathway. The transcript is spliced from 10 exons. The record is from RefSeq and is a predicted model, not a curated record. NCBI's taxonomy places the organism in Eukaryota, Metazoa, Chordata, Aves, Passeriformes, Muscicapidae.